ACUCUACUAUUGGUUUACAAAACGACAAAGUCCUACGUGGCAUUCAGUUUUUUUUUUUUACAAACACAAACUCAAACUCUUCUUGUCUAUUUAUUACACAAGUCUUCCCUUUCUCUUUCACAUUAUCAUCACUUCCUCUUACAAGUUACAAAUCCUUCAAUAAGCUUCUUUCACCUGAGAACGAGUCACGACUUUCGAGUCAACUCAGCGAGAUGGGUAUAUGCAGUUCGAGCGAGUCGACUCAAGUGGCGACGGCGAAACUGAUUUUGCAAGACGGGAGGAUGAUAGAGUUUACGAGCCCCGUGAAAGUAGGAUACGUUUUGCAAAAGUAUCCCAUGUGUUUUAUCUGCAACUCAGACGAUAUGGACUUCGACGACGCCGUUUCAGCUAUUAGCGCCGACGAGGAGCUUCAGCUAGGUCAGAUAUACUUCGCGCUUCCUCUUCGUUGGCUUCGUGAGCCGCUUAGAGCGGAUGAGAUGGCUACAUUGGCCGUUAAAGCUAGCGCUGCGCUCAUGCAAAGCGGUGGCGGUGGAGGAAGUUGUCGCCGGAAACGUGUAGAUCCUAUUGUCGCUGGUGAGUCUCUGAAGAGAUUUGGCUCCGGUGAUGAUACAGUGGGAUCCGGCGGUGGUAGAAGGAAAGGCAGAGACGGUGACGGUGGUGCUAGUAGCAGUAGUAGUGGCCGGAGGAGGAAGUGUUACGCGGCGGAGCUGAGUGCGAUAGAAGAGUGAAGGGUAGUUUUAGAGCUUGUGGAUAGUUGUAAUUAUGUUGGGGCACUUUAGUCAUUCAACGAAGAAUCAAGUUGCAAAUUAGCAAUAUUCGAAAAGUUAUCUUUUGGGAUUUUA
This is a messenger RNA of Brassica oleracea var. oleracea, 842 nucleotides long. RefSeq lists its product as uncharacterized. The record is from RefSeq and is a predicted model, not a curated record. NCBI's taxonomy places the organism in Eukaryota, Viridiplantae, Streptophyta, Magnoliopsida, Brassicales, Brassicaceae. Bases 213 to 728 code for a protein of 171 amino acids. The transcript has a single exon.